ACAAUAGCUGAGAGCAGGUUGGGGGUUCCAUUUUCUUUAUAUUCUUGUGUUUGCUGUUAAAUUCUCUCUUGUUGAAUCUUGGUUAUCUCAUCAGUAUUUUCCCAGCUCUUCAAUGAUGUAUUUGUUGGUGCUUUUCCUCUGAAUGCUUCUUGGAGUUACAUCUUUACUACUGCCCUAUGAGUCUGAAAAAUGUUGUCUACCAUACAUGUCCUUAAUGAGCACUUCAAUGGUCUUAGGUCAAAAUUUGCUAUCUUUCAAGAAAAGUAGUUCGGUAUUUGUGCAUAAAAGUUGUAUUACUGAGGCUCGCUUUAGUUGGGGGAGGAGGAAAUCUUUUGGGUCGACUCCAAAUGCAAAGAAAAAGUAUUCAAAGAAGAAAAGCUGGUGGAGAGAGUUGUUUUUUGUUGAAAGUGGGAAUUGGCUGGGACUGAGGGAGGAUGAUAUGAUUGAUGGACUUGAAUCUGAAGGUUUAGGUAGUGAUGAUGAAUUAUCAGAGAAUGAAAAGUUUGAAGCUUGGAAGAGACGAGCCGAGGCAAUCAUGGAGUUAAGGGAAGCACAAGAAGAUAUAAAGAAUGAGGAGAAUAGGAAGUGGGACGAUUGGCUUGUCGAUGUAAAUGUUGAUUUAGGUAAUGAUUCAUCAUGGGUUCAGGAGUCCAUUGGAGUACCUGAAGAUAACAUUAUGGAAGAUCCUAGUGAAUUAAUACCUGGGAGGGGUUUGGUUAAAUCCGUGAGGGAUAUGAUACUCGGCAGGGAAGAAGAUGAUAUGCUAUAUGAAGAUCGUAUUUUUCAGUAUGCUUCAUUUAAUUCUGCGAAGUUCUUGGCAUUGCUGAUAAUUGUCCCAUGGGCUUUGGAUUUUGUAGUUCAUGACUAUGUUCUUAUGCCUUUUCUUGACAGAUAUGUUAAGACUGUACCUUUAGCAGCACAGAUGCUUGAUGUCAGAAGAAACCAAAAGCUUGAAAUGGUUAAGGAAUUGAAGGCUGAGCAAGCACGCUACCGCCUUGAGGUUGAGAUUGGUAAAUCUCCACCUUUGUCUGAAAAGGAGCUGCAUCUGGAGCUACGACACAAAGCGUUAGAGUUGCGGGACGAGUGGAGGUUAGAAAAUCGCAAGGCAUUUGCUAAUAUAUUGUCGGACUUUGUCUUUGGGGUCUCAUUAUUCAUUCUUUUGUGCUUCAAUGAGAGUAAAGUAAAGCUACUCAAAUUUACUGGUUAUAAGAUACUAAACAAUAUCUCCGACGCUGGCAAGGCAUUUCUGAUCAUUCUGAUUAGUGAUAUCCUUUUGGGGUAUCAUUCUGAAUAUGGUUGGACAACUGCGGUUGAGAUGCUUGUGGAGCAUUAUGGUAUUGAAGUUGAUCGAUCAGCGAUAACGAUAUUUGUCUGCAUUGUUCCAGUUGUAACGGAUACCUUUGUGAAGCUUUGGAUUUUUAAGUACUUGCCGAGGUUAUCAGCUGAAGUGCCCAAAUAUAUACAAAAAAUGAAGAGACAUUAGAGAGACUUUCCCGUAUCUCUGGUUUCAGUUGCAGCAGCAUCUACAGGUAGAACAUACAAUCAGUCCCAUGUAAAAGGAUUGAUACUUUUCGCCUUCCUUUCCACUUUUCCAUAUAUAGAGGCUCCUUAACCUGAAAUUGGAGUAAAUUGUAAAAGGACGUUUGUAUUUUUCAUGAUGUGAAUAGCUUGUCAUCAAAGUGGCAUAAUUCCUUGAAAUCAUUCAUAAUGGGAAUAUUUGUGAACCCUAUUAUUUGUUUGUCAGCAAUAUUCAGAUUCUGAAUAAAAUAGGUUUGUUAGAGGCUUGAAAACACCU
This is a messenger RNA of Solanum verrucosum, 1795 nucleotides long. Its product is annotated as chloroplast envelope membrane protein. The record is from RefSeq and is a predicted model, not a curated record. Bases 143 to 1483 code for a protein of 446 amino acids. Gene Ontology annotation, cellular component: membrane. NCBI's taxonomy places the organism in Eukaryota, Viridiplantae, Streptophyta, Magnoliopsida, Solanales, Solanaceae. The transcript is spliced from 7 exons.